AUGAGUCAUAGAAAAACCAAUAAUACAUUGGUUAACAACUUGAAGAACCAAUCACGUGCAUGCGUCUUCAUCGAUUCAAGCGACCCCACUUUACCGAAUCAAGUGAUUAAUGACGCACGACCUUUCAUUAAGCUUCCCUUCCCUCCAACCAUAGAUCCUCGUGACUUAAUUACCGUACUUCCCGAUGGUCGUGUGCCAACUCGCGCUCCGAAUGCCUUCAUCAUCUAUCGUCGGGCAUUCAUAGAAGCGGCGCGAGCUGAAGGUUACAAUCUUCCUAUGACCGUAAUCUCUUCAAUGACCUCCCAAUCAUGGGAGCAAGAACCACAAUUCGUUAAAGCAGAGUAUAGAAGACUCGGCAAGGAAGCUUACAACAGACGAAAUGAGAUGUGCCCCGACUCAAACCAACGAAGGAAGAGAGAAAAAUGGAAUAUGGUUUCGUUUGGAAAUAAAAAAAAUUCUCGUAAAAUUAAGAAAACGGUGCGAAAAUCCAGCAUACCAAAAGGACAACCCUACUGUAAUCCGAUUAGAACUGACCAUCAGCAAAACCAGCAACCAUUCACCAAACAAGAGCAACAACGACCCUUAUCCCCUGCACCCUCUUCUCCUACUGACUCGGUUGCCUCCGAAAUGUUGAAUAGUCCGUCAUCUCCCGUGCCCUCUUCGCCUGCUGAUUCCUUCACCCCCGAAAUUUCGAAUGGCAACGAAGGGAGUUCAUUGGUAUGCGAUGGUUAUUUUGAUGAAUUUUCAUACGAUCAUUAUCCUACUCCUGAGGACACCACUCUUACUUCCACUUCUGCCUCUGACGCUGGUAGUAGUUCCCCUGUCAUGAAUGAAACAGAAUAUCAUCCCUGUGAAUUCCAAUUCACACCGCCGGAAUGUUUUCCCGACGAUUAUCAUGAUUCUCCGAUUCAAUCACCCACAGACGAGCUUGAGCAUCAACUCGAACCUGCUCCUUUGUACCUUUACACUACCAAUCAUGAUGAGAUUUAUGAGUACAACACCACCGGAAACGCCCCCGAGGAUCUCAACGAAUCCUCUCAGAUACCUUCCCCCGCCAUUGCUGUUUAUGUUUCACAAACCGGUGCAUUCGAUGACUAUCCCCAAUUUGUCAUGGAAGAUGUCACAAAGUUCUCCGAUAGUUUGGAACUUGCUGAUAACAAUAAAUUUAUCAAUGACAUCUCAACGGGAAUCUCUGAUGCCGACACCUCACAUGCGAUUAAUGGGAUUAGGGAUAGGAAAAUUAUUUCAUGUCAGAGUAGAACACUUCCGAAUCUUCCCAACGAAUUAUUAUUGUUAAUUAUAUCCUGUCUUACUCAAACGAACAGAAUCCCUCUUUUCCAGGGAUUUGGUGAGAAUGCACUGGAAUUGUUAAAAGAAGUGCGUUCCCUGGAUGCGAGUGCAAGCAAACUAGACGACGAAUUUAUUCGAAAGCUGGUCGUAGGACCACCUGGAAAAUCCUUGAGGGUGUUAGACCUCUCGCGAAAUAGUAUCACCGAUAAGUCUGCAGCCUACAUAGGUUACAACUGUACACGCCUCCAAAAACUAUAUCUCGAGGGUUGCAUCUAUAUUUCCGAAGUCCGUCCCUUAGGGUUUCUCUCUGCUCAUAUUACCACUUUGAUCCUAUCGCAUUGCAAAGAUAUAUCGGAUGAGUCAUUUGGCGAACUUGCUGAGCGUCUCGGCUCAAACCUAUUAAAGUUGGAUCUUGAUGGAUGCUACAAGUUAACUCAUGAAAGUAUUGUCAAAAUAUCUCAACAUCUAAAAAAUUUAAGGUAUCUGGUAAUUGAUGGUCAAGGGAUUGGUGACCUCUCGGUGGUAGAAAUAUUCAAGAAUUGCAAAUCCUUGGAUCUGUUUUCAAUGUCAUUCUGUGAAACUUUGACAAAUGCAAGUUUGAUUGCGAUAAUAACGAAUCUGACGCCAUAUUUAAAGUUUUUGAGACUAAGAAAAGGAUCAAAGUUUACCGAGGAAGGAUUCUACAAUUUUUUCAGAGGUUUAUCAUGUCGAAACCAUUCAUUUCACUCACUUGAUGUAUCGGAAUGCCAGAACAUUACAGGAUUCUCUCUUAGUCAAAUGGUGCAAUCAAAUAUUCGCUGGCUAGGCUUGGACUGGUGUUGGGAGAUAAAGGAAGAUUUUUUGUCAGGUAUCCUAGCUUCGUGCCCGAAAUUGCAAGAAAUCUCGAUGGUGGGAUGCUACGAGAUAACGUGCGAGACAUUGCAGGAAAUGGAAUUCCCUGAGUUAAGGGUAUUAAACCUCUUUUCGUGCAGGGCUGUUGCACUCAGUACCAUAAAAAAGAUCUGUCAGAUGAAUAAAGGAACAUAUAUAAUCGACUAUUAUGGAGAAGCUUACAAAGACGAGAAAAGGGUUGGGUAUAACGUUGAUGUGUAUGUGGAAGGGGAAGAAGUCGAAUGGAUGGUUGGCGGAAGGGAGAAGCGAUGGGGAAUGUUGAAUGUUGGUGACAGCAAGAGAUUCUUUAGGG
Acaulospora morrowiae is the source of this 2473-nucleotide messenger RNA. The record is from the annotation of a GenBank genome assembly. Lineage: Eukaryota; Fungi; Glomeromycota; Glomeromycetes; Diversisporales; Acaulosporaceae.